AAUAGAUUAGAUCUCACCACGACAACAUUACAGUCAACGUGUGAGCUAAAAAUAUUUAUCAGUUUCAUAUUUUUAAAAUCCAACUGCUGAAAAAAAUCUACAAAAUGCGUGAAUGUAUUUCUGUUCAUGUCGGCCAGGCUGGAGUGCAGACAGGCAAUGCCUGUUGGGAAUUGUACUGUUUAGAACAUGGUAUCCAACCUGAUGGUCAGAUGCCAUCAGAUAAAUCUAUUGGAGGCGGUGAUAAUUCCUUCAACACUUUCUUCAGUGAGACUGGUGCUGGUAAACAUGUACCUAGAACCGUAUUCAUUGACCUUGAACCAACGGUUAUCGAUGAGGUAAGAACUGGCACAUACCGCCAACUCUUUCAUCCAGAACAACUUAUUUCUGGCAAAGAGGAUGCUUCGAAUAAUUACGCCAGGGGUCACUACACGGUUGGUAAAGAAAUCGUCGACUUAGUUCUCGAUAGAAUUAGGAAAUUGGCGGAUCAAUGUACAGGUCUUCAAGGGUUUCUAAUCUUUCACAGCUUUGGUGGAGGGACCGGUUCCGGAUUUACUUCCCUUCUUAUGGAAAGAUUGAGUGUUGAUUACGGAAAGAAAUCCAAACUGGAAUUUGCAGUUUAUCCAUCGCCUAAUUUAUCUUCAGCAGUAGUCGAGCCCUAUAACUCUAUCCUUACUACCCACACCACUUUGGAACAUUCCGACUGUGCCUUUAUGGUUGAUAAUGAAGCUAUCUACGAUAUAUGCCGUCGUAACCUAAAUGUCGAACUUCCUACUUAUACGAAUCUAAAUCGCCUUGUUGCUCAGGUUGUUAGCUCCAUCACUGCCUCUCUUCGAUUCGAUGGGUGUUUAAAUGUUGAUUUGUCCGAAUUUCAGACCAACUUGGUGCCCUAUCCACGUAUCCAUUUUCCCCUCACCACGUAUGCUCCAAUCAUCUCAGCCGAAAAGGCUUUUCAUGAAUCGCUUACUGUUUCGGAAAUCACUAACGCUUGUUUUGAGCCAGACAAUCAAAUGGUCAAAUGUGAUCCUCGUCACGGAAAGUACAUGGCCUGCUGUAUGUUGUACCGAGGAGAUGUUGUUCCCAACGAUACAAAUAAAGCUAUCGCUGUGAUUAAAACAAAGAGAACCAUUCAGUUCGUUGAUUGGUCACCCAAUGGUUUUAAACUUGGGAUCAACUACCAGCCACCUACCGUUGUACCAGGGGGUGAUUUAGCCAAAGUACAGAGGGCUGUUUGCAUGUUGAGUAAUACCACUGCUAUUGCCGAGGCAUGGGCUCGCCUAGAUCAUAAAUUUGAUCUAAUGUACGCCAAGAGAGCUUUCGUGCAUUGGUAUGUUGGCGAAGGUAUGGAAGAGGGUGAAUUCUCUGAGGCUAGAGAAGACUUGGCUGCCCUGGAGAAGGAUUAUGAAGAGGUCGGCGCUGACUCAAUAGAAGAUGAGGACGGAGAAGAUGAAUACUGAAUGUGACUUAAAUGGGCAAAAUACUAUGCCAACGGCACCAAACACCACAGAUGAUUUUGAAAUGGAUUUCGCUUUGAUAUAUUAAAGUGAAUUAAAAAUUAAAAAAAAAAACAACAAUUAAAUAUAUUCUAUUUUCUUAAUAAAAUACAUUCAUGCAGCUGUC
Patella vulgata (common limpet) is the source of this 1617-nucleotide messenger RNA. RefSeq names its product tubulin alpha-1C chain. NCBI's taxonomy places the organism in Eukaryota, Metazoa, Mollusca, Gastropoda, Patellidae. Gene Ontology annotation, biological process: microtubule cytoskeleton organization; mitotic cell cycle. The coding region runs from base 105 to 1454 and encodes 449 amino acids. Gene Ontology annotation, molecular function: structural constituent of cytoskeleton; GTP binding. The transcript is spliced from 3 exons. The record is from RefSeq and is a predicted model, not a curated record. Gene Ontology annotation, cellular component: microtubule; cytoplasm.